Aspergillus clavatus NRRL 1 is the source of this 4569-nucleotide messenger RNA. RefSeq names its product sulfite reductase (NADPH) subunit beta. The transcript is spliced from 3 exons. The coding region runs from base 1 to 4569 and encodes 1522 amino acids. Gene Ontology annotation, cellular component: sulfite reductase complex (NADPH). Gene Ontology annotation, biological process: sulfate assimilation. NCBI's taxonomy places the organism in Eukaryota, Fungi, Ascomycota, Eurotiomycetes, Eurotiales, Aspergillaceae. Gene Ontology annotation, molecular function: heme binding; iron-sulfur cluster binding; FMN binding. The record is from RefSeq and is a predicted model, not a curated record.
AUGGCGUCCGUUUCGACUGCUGCGGAAGCAGCCGCUCGCGUUGCCUACCUCGUCAGCGAUGUCGUUCUCUCCGUCCAGCCAUCGCUGCAGACAGAUUCUCUCUUCUCGAAGUCUCUCAAGGCUUUGAAGGCGAGCAACGCUCCUAGCGUUCUCCCUAGAGCAGUCCCCGAGGUCGUCCCUGUACGAUACAAUGAGGAUCCCCUGCUCUCCGCCUUCCAUCCCCUACAGUCCGGCAACUUGGUCUCGGUUGUCACCAGCUCCUCCAUCCUCCUCUCCUCCGUUCCUCAUCUCUACCGCUUAGCGAACUCCCCCAUCGUCAUUCACGUCGCCUUGGAGCCCCUCCCAUUCCCAGAUUACUCCGUUAUCAGCUCGAUACGCCAAUGCGGUUUCACCUUCUUGCACUCCGAGACCAUCCAGGAGGCUCAGGAUAUCGCUAUCACCGCCCACGCCCUGGCGCACCGGUCCGGGAAGGGUGUCAUUCACUUCUUCGAUCCUGCCAAUUCCGCCAACGAUGAGACCAUUGCGGCGGAAGAUGUGGACGUGGUCAGAUCCCUCCUCAACCUAGGCGGAAACACUAGCCCAGACACUGCACAGACUCUAUAUGCGGACUCCGGCCGUGUGGCUACAGUCUCAGAAGAGGCUACGGAGGGAUCUAGCAGAGCUCAGGGCGACCUUGCAUCUACCCUGGCCCAACCUGCUCCAACUCCUUCCAACAUCAGUGUCGAUAACUCCUCCGUUGGCUCAUCGCGGAGAGACAGUAGCACAGACAGCCAUGCUCCCAGCUCCGCCGCCACAACCGUCGAUGCGGCCGCUUCUGUGCGCCCAGUCACCGCUGCCGACAUCUUCGAGUGGACUGCUCAGAUCUGGAGCGUACUGUCGCAGACUGUUGGACGCACUUACCGGGCGAUUGAAUACACUGGCCCCGCAGAUGCCAAGUCUGCCAUCUUCGUGUUCGGCUCAACCGGAGUUUUCGUGGAUGUCCUGGCCAAGGCCGACGCCAACAGCGAGCUCGAGAACAUCGGCCUCGUCACAGCUCGCCUGUACCGUCCCUGGAUCGGGGGCCAGAUUGUGAACACGCUCCCCAGCUCUGUCGAGAAGAUUGCCGUUCUCGAGCAGGUCCGCAAGACCACCAAGUGGGGUCCUUCAUUAAUGGACCUGUUGUCCAGCUUGACCCCGUCUGCUGGCAGACCCACUCCUCAGAUUGUCGGUUACAGACUGGGUUAUGUUGAGCCUUCCACCGCCGUUCAGGCACUUCGGGGCAUAGUUCAGAACUUGAACUCUGCUUCCCCGAUUCAGAACCUCGAGAUUGGAAGCUCCAAGGUGCCUGCCACCCAGCCUACCCUGGAACAGCCCAACCUUGAGAAUGCCUACCUGAAGAUUCUGAACCAGCUCUUCGGCGAGCGUUUGUACAUCGCCAACCAACUGGAUUCAAAGGACGCUGGCGUCUCCACCACCAUUGCUGCCAGCCCUGAAUACGGAUUCGGCUCGCUGAUUGCCAGAAAGGAGCACCGCCAGCGCUUCAUUCGUGAAGUCGAGGAGGCUUCCAAGUCUACCGGCUUCUCGACCGAUGCGCCUAAGUCUUCUUUGUCGAACUGGGCCCUGAAUGUCAAGGAUGCCUCCAAGGCGAACAAGCUGGCAUCUGAUGUCAUUGACAAUCUUUCCACUGAUGGCUCCGAGGUCGCCAAGAAGCUCCUCGAGUCGAGAAAGCUCUUCUUCGAGGAGUCUCAGUGGCUCAUUGGUUCCGACGCCUGGGCUUACGAUCUCGGCAACUCUGGUGUUCAUCACGUCCUCGCUUCGGGCGAAAAUGUCAACAUGCUCAUCAUUGACUCUCAGCCUUAUUCCGAGCGCACUGCUGCCGAUCCCACUCGCAGAAAGAAGGACAUUGGCCUUUAUGCCAUGAACUUCGGCAAUGCCUACGUCGCCUCGGUUGCGGUCUAUGGCUCUUACACCCAGGUGCUGCAAGCAAUGGCCGAGGCCGAACAGUUCAAGGGUCCUUCCGUCGUCGUUGCUUAUCUGCCUUACAACCAGGAGAAUGACUCUGCUCUCACCGUGCUGCAGGAGACCAAGAAGGCCGUUGACCUCGGCUACUGGCCUCUGUACCGCUGGAACCCCGACAACGAGGAGAAUGGCGAGCCCAGGUUCUCUCUUGACUCGGAUCGUAUCAAGCGCGAGCUCGAGGAGUUCCUCCGUCGUGACAACCAACUGACGCAGCUCAUGAACCGCAAGCCUCAGUAUGCUCCUGUCCUCUCUGAGUCCUAUGGCACUGAAGUCCGCGCCUUGCAGAAGCGCAAGGCCAAGGAUUCCUACGAGAAGCUUCUCGACGGUCUUUUCGGUGCGCCUUUGACCGUUCUCUUCGCCUCCGACGGCGGCAACGCUGAGAACAUUGCCAAACGUCUCGGCAACCGCGGCCGCGCCAGAGGCUUGAAGACCAUGGUUAUGGCGAUGGACGAUUACCCGGCCGAGGAUCUCGCAUCCGAGGAGAAUGUGGUUUUCAUCACCAGUACUGCUGGUCAGGGUGAGUUCCCCAUGAACGGUCGCAACCUCUGGGAGGUCAUCAAGAACUCGGGUGACUUGGACCUUUCUACCAUCAACUACUCCAUCUUCGGUCUUGGUGAUAGCCACUACUGGCCCCGCAAGGAGGAUAAGAUCUACUACAACAAGCCAGCCAAGGACCUCGAUGCUCGCAUUACCUUCCUCGGUGGUCGCAAGCUCACAGAUAUCGGCCUUGGUAAUGAUCAGGAUCCCGAUGCCUAUCAGACUGGCUACUCUGAGUGGGAGCCUCGUCUCUGGCAAGCACUUGGUGUGGACAAGGUCGAAGGUCUGCCUGAGGAGCCUGCUCCCUUGACCAAUGAGGAUAUCAAGAUCCAGUCCAACUACCUUCGCGGUACCAUUGCCGAGGGUCUGCUGGAUGAGAGCACUGGUGCUCUUUCUGCCAGCGACGGGCAAUUGACCAAGUUCCACGGAACAUACAUGCAAGACGACCGUGACAUUCGUGAUGAGCGCAAGGCCCAGGGUCUGGAGCCAGCCUACAGUUUCAUGAUCCGUUGCCGUCUUCCUGGUGGUGUUGCCACUCCCUCGCAGUGGAUCCAAAUGGACGACAUCAGCAGCGCAUACGGCAAUGAGACCAUGAAGCUCACGACCAGACAAACCUUCCAGUUCCACGGUGUGAUCAAGCGCAACCUCCGCUCCGCCAUGCGCGCCAUCAACAAGUCCCUCAUGACCACCAUCGCAGCGUGCGGUGAUGUCAACCGUAAUGUCAUGUGCAGCUCCCUUCCUGAACUUUCGUACUUCCAUCGCGAAACCCAUGCCGUUGCCCAAAAGGUCAGCGACCACCUACUGCCGUCUACCACUGCCUAUCAUGAGAUCUGGCUGAAGGACGACGACGACAAGAAGGUCCAGGUUGCAGGAGACGCUGUGCAGGACCACGAACCCCUGUACGGUCCCACCUAUCUUCCCCGCAAGUUCAAGAUCACCAUCGCCAUCCCUCCCCACAACGAUACCGAUGUGUACGCCCACGAUAUUGGCUUGAUCGCUAUCAAGGGUGCCGAUGGACAUCUGGAAGGCUUCAAUGUCCUUGCCGGUGGUGGUAUGGGUGCGACACACAACAACAAGAAGACCUACCCUCAGACCGGUCGCAUGUUCGGAUACGUGCCUGCUGACCAGGCUCACAUUGUCUGUGAGAAGAUCAUGUUGGUCCAGCGCGACUUCGGUGACCGCAAGAACCGCAAGCACGCUCGUCUCAAGUACACCAUUGACGACAUGGGUGUUGAGGUCUACAAGGGCAAGGUGGAAGCUCUGCUGCCUGAGGGACUGCGCUUCGCCGAGCCUCGCCCGUUCGAAUUCACGUCGAACGUCGACACCUUUGGCUGGCAGAAGGACGAGACCGGCCUGAACCACUUCACCUUCUUCAUCGAGAACGGACGUAUUGAGAACACCGCCGAGUUCACCAUGCGCUCGGGCUUGCGCGAGCUGGCCGCGCUAGACAAGGGUGAGUUCCGCCUCACGGGUAACCAGCACCUGAUCCUCUCCAACAUCAAAGAUGAGGACCUGCCGGUCGUGAAGGAAGUGAUGGCCAAGCACAAGCUGGACAACACCGCCUUCAGCGGCCUGCGCCUCUCCUCAUCCGCUUGCGUGGCCUUCCCCACCUGCGGUCUCGCCAUGGCCGAGUCCGAGCGCUACCUCCCCGUCCUGAUCUCCAAGCUCGAGUCCACCCUCGAAGAGGUAGGCCUGGCCCGCGACAGCAUCGUCAUGCGUAUGACCGGUUGCCCGAACGGCUGCGCCAGACCCUGGCUCGCCGAAGUCGCCUUCGUCGGCAAGGCCUACGGCGCGUACAACAUGUACCUCGGCGGCGGCUACCAUGGCCAGCGGCUGAACAAGCUGUACCGCCAGUCCAUCAUGGAGGACGAGAUCCUCGACAUCAUGAAGGGUCUGCUGAAGCGGUACGCCCUCGAGCGCAACACCGACGGCGAGACCCCGGAGCGCUUCGGCGACUGGUGUAUCCGCGCCGGUGUCAUCAACAAGACCACCGACGGCACCAACUUCCACGAGGGUGUAAGUUCCUCCCCAUAG